UGCGUGGUGCGGAGCUUUGUGAUGCUGGGCUUCGUGAUGCACGCCCUGAUGCGUGCGGGGCUAUAAAAACGCUCGCAAGCGUCAAGUCUCCUCAGGAGCCGCCGGCGAGGGGGCAACGAGGAAGCUCAUAAGAGCGCGGCCGGAAAGCAGACAUCCUGCCAAAAUGAUUUCUUCAAAGCCCAGACUUGUCGUACCCUAUGGCCUCAAGACUCUGCUCGAGGGAAUUAGCAGAGCCGUUCUCAAAACCAACCCAUCAAACAUCAAUCAGUUUACAGCAGCUUAUUUUCAAGAACUUACUAUGUAUAGAGGGAAUACUACUAUGGAUAUAAAAGAUCUGGUUAAACAAUUUCAUCAGAUUAAAGUAGAGAAAUGGUCAGAAGGAACGACACCACAGAAGAAAUUAGAAUGUUUAAAAGAACCAGGAAAAACAUCUGUAGAAUCUAAAGUACCUACCCAGAUGGAAAAAUCUACAGACACAGACGAGGACAAUGUAACCAGAACAGAAUAUAGUGACAAAACCACCCAGUUUCCAUCAGUUUAUGCUGUGCCAGGCACUGAGCAAAUGGAAGCAGUUGGUGAUCUUUCUUCCAAACCAGCCACCCCUAAGACUACUACUACCCCACCCUCAUCACCACCUCCAACAGCUGUCUCACCAGAGUUUGCCUACGUCCCAGCUGACCCAGCUCAGCUUGCUGCUCAGAUGUUAGCAAUGGCAACAAGUGAACGAGGACAACCACCACCAUAUUCUAACAUGUGGACCCUUUAUUGUCUAACUGAUAAGAAUCAACAAGGUCACCCAUCACCGCCACCUGCACCUGGGCCUUUUCCCCAAGCAACCCUCUAUUUACCUAAUCCUAAGGAUCCACAGUUUCAGCAGCAUCCACCAAAAGUCACUUUUCCAACUUAUGUGAUGGGCGACACCAAGAAGACCAGUGCCCCACCUUUUAUCUUAGUAGGCUCAAAUGUUCAGGAAGCACAGGGAUGGAAACCUCUUCCUGGACAUGCUGUUGUUUCACAGUCAGAUGUCUUGAGAUAUGUUGCAAUGCAAGUGCCCAUUGCUGUUCCUGCAGAUGAGAAAUACCAGAAACAUACCCUAAGUCCCCAGAAUGCUAAUCCUCCAAGUGGACAAGAUGUCCCCAGGCCAAAAAGCCCUGUUUUCCUUUCUGUUGCUUUCCCAGUAGAAGAUGUAGCUAAAAAAAGUUCAGGAUCUGGUGACAAAUGUGCUCCCUUUGGAAGUUACGGUAUUGCUGGGGAGGUAACCGUGACUACUGCUCACAAACUUCGCAAAGCAGAAACUGAAAACUGGUAGGUACACUUUCCUACCAUAAUAUUUAGGCCUUAACACACGCGCGUUUUAAGCAUUUUGAUUUCUUGACCUGGAGAUUUAGAUAUUUAAAAACAAUUUGAGAUAAUAAGUUGGGGUAUACUCUAACUUCCUGGGGUUACUGUCUCCAACUUCCUAACCACCAGUUACUAAUAAAUGCACAGCAGGUGCACUGUACCACAAUGACUCAUGCCAAGGAUUUGACGCCCGAUACAUGAAACUAAUGAACUCAGUCGCCUUUGAAUACCUAGUCCAUUGUCUAACACACUGGUAGAUGCGAAAAGGGGAUGGAUUUUUAAAACAGGACAAUUUAGUUGGCAUGUGCAUGUUUAGGGAGUAGGGAGGAGCUGGGAACAACUGAAGAGCAAGGUAAGAGAGAAAGUCUCGAUUAUGUAACGGAGCACUUAAUCCACGUGGUAAGAGGCAGUAGAUGGAGAGGUGAGAGGCAAGUAAAGAGCUAAACAGCAGCUGAGAUUAACUGUGGAUGAGACAGUUUGAUCACUCACAAAUCAUUUUUUAAUUUUUCAUUCAUACUUAAUGCCAAACCUUAUGCUAGCCCUCCUCUCCUAUGUGUGGACAGUAGAGUGAGCAAAAACAUGGGACCUACAUCUUAGUUGGGGAGACAGACAAAAAAGUGUAUUACAACAUGUAAAGUAUUAUGGAGAAAACAAGGUACUGACACAGGCCUACCUUUAAUUGUCACUAUCAGGUAGGGUGUUCAGGCUCAGAUGUAAACUGACACCUGAGUAUGAGAAGAAGCCAGCUUUGCAGGGUGCGCCCAGGCUGUGUCCUAGGGCAGAAAAGAACACGGGGGUUCCAGAGACAGCAAAGUAGGCCACAGUGAGACUGGCUGGGGGAAAAUGGGGAGAUUAUAUAAAAUGAAGAAAGAAAGAUUUUGAUUGAAAAGUUCAAUGGGAAGCCAGCACAAGUGUUUUAAGCAGAAGAAUGACUGAUUGCUGUUUCUAUUAGAUCACUCAGGCUAUGUGGAAAACAGAUUAGCAGUAAGGGGGAGGUCAACAGAGGAAGCAGGGAGAUGAGUUGAAAGUACAGAAGUGUUAUACACCAAUUAGUUACUUAAAAUAAUUAGUGGGAAUUUUAAGUUGAACAUCUGAGAGAUUGACAAAAGCUAGAUUUCAUUCAUAAGCAGGCUCAAGGACCAGUUACUAUAUUUAAGGAAAGACAAAAUUAUCUUAGGGCUACGUGUACUUCUUCAAACUCUUUAUGGACUUCUAGUGGAAUUGCCAAAAUGGCUGUUUUCAGCAUGAAAUUGCUGGGAUAUUUCAGUGCAAAAGCCCAUAGGUAACUAGUUAAGCUUAGUAACAGAGCAGGAGGGUAGACCUUGCAUUUCUGAUCUUCUACUCAUUUCACAUGUUCGGUUUCAUGUUUAACUUUAAACAAUUCAGUGUUUGUUUGCAUUAUUCCUAACAGAUCCAGAAAUGACGCUGUCUGGGUCAACAUUUCAGGGAGGAGUCUGCCACCAGUGUAAUGUAUCAAUAAACUUCAUGCAAGCAUA
Molecule: messenger RNA, 2837 nt
Organism: Gorilla gorilla gorilla (western lowland gorilla)
Lineage: Eukaryota; Metazoa; Chordata; Mammalia; Primates; Hominidae
Gene: CABYR
Product: calcium binding tyrosine phosphorylation regulated
Exons: 5
Coding region: 164-1309 (381 amino acids)
Biological process (GO): sperm capacitation
Cellular component (GO): sperm fibrous sheath; cytoplasm
Molecular function (GO): calcium ion binding
Source: RefSeq, a predicted model, not a curated record